UAUAUGGAGAGCGUUUUAUAUGUUGAACCAGAUACUGAGUUUGUUAGUAUGUUAUUUUAAAUGAACAGUUUACUUAACUAUAUUUCAGUAUUAUCUAGAAGAAGGAUGAGGCCACAAAAAAGACAUGACAUUUACAUAUAAGGAUGGUGAAAAUCUAGGUUUAAAUUGUUUUUGUCUUAAGGAAUUGUAACACUCGACAGUCAGGAUAGUCUAGAGUUUAAGGCUGUUCCCUAAGCCUUGGGAAGACUUCUUUGUCAUGCAAUUUUUGUGCAGGUCUUUGGCAAUUUUACUCAGACCCCAGAGCCAGACAAGGGCUUGGGAGCUUAAGUGUCAGCAUAGUCCCAGACAGUCAUGCAUUAAAAUAAGCUAACUGGAUUUUUAUGGCUAAUCUAUUGUAUCCGCCGUAAGAAAAGACUAGACGCAUGAACAUAACCGUUACCAGGCAGUAUUGCAAAACAAAGUAAAAUGGAUUCAUUUGAACCACUAAUUCUUACAACCAUCAGACAGCACUCUUGCCCAGUGACUUGCUACCGUCUACUGUGGUCUGUGGUGUUGACACAGAGGAAGGAGUGGUUGUGCCUAGCUAACAAAGAAACAAAGAAAAGAGAAAAAAUGUGCCUUUCUCCUGGGUCUCUGUAAGGUGGCAGCCGUGAAACAGUAUUCACAUGUAUUUCAUUUGUUAAAAAUGGUUUACAGUUUGCAAAAAGCUGAGGGGCAAUAAAAUCAAAGCUUACCUAACAUAUGGUAGCAUUACUCACAAUUCAGGAACGUCAGACUAUCAUAAUUUGGGGUUAAUGAGUAGCAGGAUUCAUGAAUUCUCCACUCACUGUGACUAACUUAUGCCUUUGGGAAAGUUUUCUAACCUCUUUAUGCCUUAACAGAUCCACAUGGAAAACGAACCUUCAUAGGAGAGUGUUAAAGGUAAGUUAAUAUUUGUGAGCUUUGAAAAUUCUGUGUAAAUAAGAACAAGCAGUGGGUGAUCAAUAAAGACGUGUUUAAAUGUUAACUCUAACAAAAAGAAGUUAUCUGCUCCUCUUUGUGAAAGGUUGCUCCGUUCUCUUCAACACACUGGUUAAUGAAUGCUAAGCACCAGGGAGUAGUGCCUUGUUUUGCUUACAAAUCAGAGAUUAUCUUCUUGCAUGAAAAAAGACUACUUCAUCCGUGAGCAUCCUUCCUUUUGUUGAGCGAUACCUCAUGAGGAACCAAAUAAGGUAAAAUUAGAAAAUGCAUGUUCAUCUUGACAGGAGCAAAACUUCCUGGUUUUGUUGUUUUGGUUAAGUCUCUCUUUAACAACAAACUACAAUAAAAUUGUAUUUUUAGAGACAUGCUCUUUGUAAUCCUUAGUUCAGUUGAUUAAACUCUGAAAAAACGUUGUCUUGUGACUUGCACAGCAAACACCAACCUUAGUAAAUGGUUAUGGAGCUAAAUGGUUAAAUGUAGCACUUUCUUGAGUAAUAAGUUUUCAGAUAGAAAGCCAUAACAUGAAAAAUGUUAGUAAAUAUUCCUGUUGGCAUGAAAAGGAGAACAUCUGCUAAAGUCACGAGUGGUUUGUUGCCUGAGUUAGCAGCAGGACAGCCUACAGCUGAUUAGCUAUGGCCUGAGAAGAGAACAGGAGUGCAGUGGAGAGAAAUGCUGGUUAUUUGGAGUUAUUUGAAAUCACUCUAAAAGCAUUAAGAACAAUAUAUUUGAUUCUUCUUUUUAAUUCUUUCCUUGGUAUCUUGCAAGACUGCUGUAAUGACUGCUUAAAUAUUAUAACAUAUGCAAAGUAAAAUACAUGUGCAUGAAAUCUGAUGAUUUGAUCUUAUUUAAGUAAAUAUUUGUCCAUUCCUACCCAGAAAUGCACAUGUACACGGGCAAAAUAUCAAGCACGUGUUCCAAAGUCAGGUUUGAGCACAUAUUUGGGAUUUCCACAUAUGCUGAGACAACGCUGAGAUCAGCCAGACUGUGGCAUUUGUGUUCCUUUAGGCCUGUGUUGUGGGCCUGAUCGUGAGAGCUCGGAGGCCAGGCUGAACUCUGGGACUACCUGCUCAGAGCAGAACAAGUAUUGCCUGUUUUUUUUUCUAAACCGUGUUGCAAAAAACGGGCAUGGGUAUCUCUGAUUUAGGGCAGAUUGGGCAGUUCAAACAUCUUUUAAUCUCAGAUAUGCUACAGUUAGGUUUGGAGUAAGGGUGAGGUAAUUCUGGAUGCCAACACAGCCAACCUUUGCUGCCUGUUAUGAUAGUUCUUAAAGACAGAUGUAUGCUAACGUUUCGAAACAGGAAUAAACUCCAAAAUGUGUUUCACCGUUUUCCUUGAUUCCCUGCACUCGAGCGUGGAGGAGAAGUUUUGACGGAGAGAGCUCCUGUGACAAACUGUUACUUAACUUGUCGUUCCUGUGAGGGCUAUUUGAAAGAUUUCUCUCUUCCCUGAAAAGAAAUAAAGUUUGGGCAACGCAUAAUGUAUACGUACAGGUAUGUCGCAUUUGGCCCAUUAUACAGAACAUUGUUUUAUGGUGCCAUAUGUUAUCUUCCCAAAUGGCAUGGCAGCAACAUGCCUUACGUGCCUGUGUUCCCAUGGCAGUGGCUGUGUUAACGUUUUUCAGCUGGGGAGGGAAAACGGCCUUCUGUUGCUGUGAGGUGACGUGACACAGUUCACGUUGUGCCGGCUGGGACGACACCGCAAGCCGCAGCUCCAGGGCCCGCCGAGGCUCUGCUGGCGCUACGAGGGCGGCGACCCUGCCUUGAGCCCGGCCGGGGGGCAGCGCAGGGCGCCUCGCUGGAGGGAGGCAGCUUUCUCAGCCCAAAGCCGCCUCCCCUCCCUCAGCCCCUCUCCACCUCCAGGAUCCUGCCUAACAGGCCACGAAGAGCCGGCUGCUUAAUAUUCUACAGAUGGUCCUGUCCAAGGAUGAGCUGAGUUACUCCAGCAUGUAACACCCUUGUGAAACUGGAGGGAUUCCCACCUGUGCCUGCGUGACACAGCAGAAGCGGAGCUGCAGGGAGCCUGCCGGUACCUCUUGGCUCUUCUGGUGACACUUCUGCACACUGGUGCAAACUAGCGACCUCCUCCCGCAGCGGAAGCAGCUGCCCUGGACUGCGCGCGGGAGGCAGAGCGUCCCGGCUGAUCCGCCCCGGGGAAAGGAGCAGCGCUGAGGAGCUGAGGAAUCUGAAAUGAAAGAUACCUAGAUUCUGGUGACCUUGUCACAGUUGCUUUCUUCUUUAUUCUGACAGGGUAAAAGACUUGAACAUGCCUCGAAGCCCAACAUCAAGUGAAGAUGAAAUGGCACAGAGCUUUUCAGACUAUUCUGUUGAAUCUGAAUCAGACAGCUCCAAAGAAGAAACUAUUUAUGAUACAAUUAGAGCUACUGCAGAAAAGCCAAGCAGCAGAAUGGAAGACGGUCAGAGCAAUACGUUAGUGAUUCGAAUCAUAAUACCUGAUCUACAGCAAACGAAAUGCAUUAGAUUUAACCCUGAAGCUUCAGUAUGGGUUGCAAAGCAACGAAUUUUGUGCACUUUGAAUCAGAGUUUGAAAGAUGUCUUGAAUUAUGGACUGUUCCAGCCUGCAAGCAAUGGUAGAGAUGGAAAAUUUUUGGAUGAGGAACGGCUUCUUAGGGAAUACCCACAGCCAGUGAAUAAGGGAGUUCCUUCCUUAGAGUUUCGGUACAAGAAGAGAGUGUACAAACAGUUCAAUCUUGAUGAAAAGCAGCUGGCUAAGCUUCAUACAAAGGCUAAUUUGAGAAAAUUUAUGGAUCACGUCCAUCAUCUCUCAGUGGAAAAAAUCACAAAGAUGUUAGACCGAGGACUGGACCCCAACUAUCAUGACCUAGAAAGUGGAGAAACUCCACUAACUUUGGCAGUUCAGCUUGACAAUACUGUAGAAGUGAUAAAAGCUCUGAAAAAUGGAGGAGCGCAUUUAGACUUCAGAGCCAAAGAUGGAAUGACAGCUCUGCACAAAGCAGCUAGAGCCAAGAACCAAGUAACCCUCAAGACCCUUUUAGAGCUUGGAGCAUCUCCUAACUAUAAAGACAGCUGUGGCCUGACACCACUGUACCACACUGCUGUCGUGGGAGGGGAUCCUUAUUGCUGUGAACUGUUACUUCAUGAACACGCCACAGUCAGCUGCAAAGAUGAAAAUGGAUGGCAAGAAAUUCAUCAGGCUUGUCGGUAUGGGCACGUCCAACAUCUAGAGCACCUGCUCUUCUAUGGAGCCGACAUGGGCGCGCAGAACGCAUCGGGAAACACAGCGCUGCAUAUCUGCGCCCUUUACAACCAGGAGAGCUGUGCAAGAGUGCUGCUGUUCCGGGGAGCCAACAAGGAGAUUAAGAAUUACAACAGUCAGUCUCCAUUUCAGGUGGCUAUAAUAGCAGGAAAUUUUGAGCUCGCCGAAUAUAUCAAGAAUCACAGGGAAGCUGAUAUUGUGCCCUUCAGAGAGGCUCCUACCUAUUCAAACAGAAGGCGGAGGCCGCCGAGCACCUUGGCGGCACCUCGCGUCUUGCUCCGUUCCAACAGCGAUAACAAUCUCAACAUCAACAACCUCCCUGACUGGUCAGCCUCCUCUUCUGCUUCUUCCCACCGCAGCCUUUCACCUCAUCUACUUCAACAGAUGCAGAAUAAUCCUAAUGGAACUGUAAAAACUGUUGGGAGUUACACUCCGUCCUCUCGGAGCCGGUCGCCAUCCUUAAACAGGCUGGGAGAGGAUGCGAAAAGGCAGCAACACAGGCACAUCAGUGCCGGUUACAGUCCUAGUGCCAACAAGGAUACUCUCUCUGUCUUGGAUUAUCAGGGUCCAAAGCGCAAACUUUACAGUGCUGUACCUGGAAGACUUUUUAUUGUCGUAAAGCCAUAUCAACCUCAAGGAGAAGGGGAAAUUCAUCUGCACAAAGGUGACAGAGUAAAAGUUUUAAGCAUCGGUGAAGGUGGAUUCUGGGAAGGCAGUACCCGGGGACAUAUUGGAUGGUUUCCUGCAGACUGUGUUGAAGAAGUUCAGUGUAAACCAAAUGAAAGCAAACCAGAAACACGAACAGAUAGAACAAAGAAACUGUUUAGACACUACACAGUUGGAUCCUAUGACAGCUUUGAUGCUUCAAGUGACUGCAUCAUAGAAGAAAAGGCAGUGGUCCUGCAGAAAAAGGACAAUGAAGGAUUCGGAUUUGUGCUCAGAGGGGCAAAAGCUGACACACCAAUUGAAGAAUUCACCCCAACUCCAGCCUUUCCUGCUUUGCAGUACUUGGAAUCGGUGGACGAAGGGGGAGUAGCAUGGCAAGCUGGCUUGAGAACUGGAGACUUUUUGAUCGAGGUUAAUAAUGAGAACGUGGUGAAAGUCGGACACAGGCAGGUGGUGAACAUGAUUCGACAAGGGGGCAAUCACCUAGUUCUUAAGGUUGUCACAGUAACCAGGAAUCUUGAUCCAGACGACACAGCUAGAAAGAAAGCCCCACCACCUCCUAAGCGAGCUCCAACCACUGCACUGACCUUGCGGUCUAAGUCAAUGACCUCAGAGCUUGAAGAGCUUGAUAAGGUGGAUGAAAUAGUACCAGUUUCCAAGCCAUCAAGAAUUGCAGACAAUGCAACUGUGGACUCAAGAGUGGCAACUAUUAAACAGCGGCCUUCUAGUAGAUGUUUUCCCUCAGCUACAGAUAUGAAUUCCAUGUAUGAGAGACAGGGUAUUGCUGUGAUGACGCCCACUGUACCAGGGAGUCCUCAAGGUCCUUUUCUGGGUAUACCUCGGGGUACAAUGAGAAGACAAAAAUCUAUAGGAAUAACGGAGGAAGAACGGCAGUUUUUGGCUCCUCCUAUGUUGAAAUUUACCAGAAGUCUUUCGAUGCCUGACACCUCUGAAGAUAUCCCACCACCACCACAGUCCUUACCCCCUUCACCACCACCACCUUCUCCAUCUCUGUACAACUCUCCCAAGUCCCCAACAUCAAGGAGCUAUGGAACAAUUAAACCUGCAUUUAAUCAGAAUUCAGGUUCAAAAAUUUCUUUGAUUAGGCCUGAAAACGUGGGAACGAUGAUACGGGACAAAGGGAUCUAUUACAGACGAGAACUGGACCGUUAUUCACUGGAUUCGGAGGACUUGUACAGUAGGAGUGCCACAUCUCAGGCAAAUUUCAGGAACAAGAGAGGUCAGAUGCCAGAAAACCCAUAUUCUGAAGUUGGGAAGAUCGCAAGCAAAGCCGUUUACGUGCCAGCCAAACCAGCACGGCGGAAGGGGAUGCUGGUGAAGCAGUCUAAUGUUGAAGACAGUCCGGAGAAGACCUGCUCUAUUCCAAUUCCAACCAUCAUUGUGAAAGAACCAUCUACCAGCAGUAGUGGGAAGAGCAGCCAAGGCAGCAGCAUGGAAAUCGAUCCUCAGUCUUCAGAGCAACCUGGGCAACUCAGACCUGAUGAUAAUUUAGGCGUCAGCAGCCCAUUUGCAGCAGCUAUUGCUGGAGCAGUGAGGGACCGGGAGAAGCGGUUGGAAGCGAGGCGCAAUUCUCCAGCCUUCCUUUCAACGGACUUAGGAGACGAGGAUGUUGGGCUAACACCACCAACACCACGUAUGAGGCAAUCUAAAUUUACUGAUGAAGGAAUGUUUAGUAGUGAAGAUGGUUUUCGGCAGCUUAUGUCGCCAUCUCCGAUCCCCGCACCCAGAGAGUCUGAAAGUCUUUUUAAUAGUAGUGAACCCAGCAAUCAAAGUGAUUCAAGGACAUUAAACGCUUCAUCCAAAACAAAAGGUACUGAAAACAGUACGGUGGCAGCUAAGUCCUCAAAUGCAUCCAGCUCAGAUAACUACGUCCACCCGGUCACAGGAAAGCUAUUAGACCCAAACUCACCGCUAGCCCUCGCUCUCUCUGCCAGGGACAGAGCCAUGAAAGAACAAACACAGCAAAUCCCAGGCAAAGGAGAAGCUGGUAAAGCAGACCUUAACAAACCACUUUACAUCGAUACAAAGCUGCGACCCAAUAUUGAAACAACGUUUCCUGUUACUGCUACUGUCACUAGGCAAAACACCCGUGGUCCGCUGAGAAGGCAGGAGACUGAGAACAAGUACGAAACAGAUGCGGGGAAAGAAAAGAAGGCUGAGGAGAAGAAGAACAUGUUGAUAAACAUUGUGGAUACUUCACAGCAGAAGUCAGCUGGUUUGUUAAUGGUUCACACAGUGGACACAGCAAAGUCGGACGACACACCUGAAGAUGAAGAGGAGAAGAGAGCGGAAAUGGAACCGAACCCUGAAAACUCCCCACCAGAGAGACCGGAAGGGAGUGAGGAUGCGGAGGGCGAGCUGAGUGUAUCCGCGGCGCCGGAGCCACCAGCGUCUCCCUGCAAAACCAUCGUCGCAGCGAGCUCCGUCGAUGACCCUGUCAUCUUGCCCUUCCGCAUCCCUCCCCCACCCUUAGCAUCAGUCGAUAUUGAUGAAGAUUUUAUGUUUACUGAGCCACUACCACCCCCCUUGGAGUUCGCUAACAGCUUUGAUAUCCCCGACGACCGCUUGGCUCCCGCUUCUGCUCUGACAGACUUGAUGAAGCAAAGGAAAAAUGGAACACCUUCACCUGCGCCAUUUACCCCCAGCCAGUCAACCAACUCCUUGGACAGUAAAAAGCAAGUGGGUCUUUCAAACUGUUUGCCUGCCUCCUUCCUGCCACCCCCCGAAAGCUUUGAUAACGUCACUGACUCUGGGAUUGAGGAGGUAGACAGUCGAAGUAGUAGUGACCAUCACUUAGAGACAACCAGCACUAUCUCAACAGUGUCCAGCAUCUCUACCUUGUCCUCGGAAGGUGGCGAGAACUUGGAUACUUGUACAGUCUAUGCAGAUGGGCAAACAUUUCUGGUGGACAAACCCCCAGUACCUCCUAAGCCAAAAAUGAAGCCCAUAAUCAGCAAAAGCAAUGCACUUUACAAAGAUGCGCUAAUUGAAGAAACUGUAGACAGCUUUGUUAUCCCUCCUCCCGCUCCACCCCCACCUCCAAUCAGUGCACAGCCCAACAUGGCUAAAGUUGUUCCCCAAAGGACAUCUAAGCUAUGGGGUGAUGUGACGGAGGUGAAAAGCCCAAUUCUCUCAGGCCCAAAGGCUAAUGUUAUUAGUGAGUUGAACUCAAUACUGCAGCAAAUGAACAGAGAGAAAUCCUCAAAGCCAGGGGAAGGAUUGGAGUCACCUACUGGAACAAAAACUGCAAGUCUCAGUACAAGGAGCACAGAAGUCAUGAGUACUGUCUCAGGUACCCGAAGUACAACAAUCACUUUCACUGUCCGCCCCGGAGCCAGCCAGCCGAUCACACUGCAGAGCAGGUCCCCAGACUAUGACAGUAGGACCUCAGGAGCAAGGCAUGCUCCAAGCCCUGUGGUUUCACCUACAGAGAUUAAUAAAGACAUCAUGCCUGCUCCUCUGACUGCUUCAGCUUCAUCUCCUUCUCCAACUCUGUCUGAUGUAUUUAGCCUACCCAGCCAGCCCCCCUCUGGGGACUUAUUUGGCUUGACCACAGGGCGCAGCAGGUCUCCUUCUCCCUCAAUAUUACAACAGCCAAUCUCAAAUAAGCCUUUUACAACUAAGCCUGUCCACCUGUGGACUAAACCAGAUGUGGCAGAUUGGUUGGAAAGUCUAAACUUAGGUGAACAUAAAGAAACAUUUAUGGACAAUGAAAUAGAUGGCACUCAUUUACCAAAUCUACAAAAGGAAGAUCUGAUAGACCUUGGAGUGACUAGAGUUGGGCACAGAAUGAACAUAGAAAGAGCUUUGAAGCAGCUGCUGGACAGAUAAGAAUAGCUAUUUUGCCUCAUAAACUUCUGUUGAUAACUAGAGAUGGGCUGGUACUGAAAUACCCCAAAUGCCUUGUCUGUCUGCGAGUGCCAGCCAAAUUGGGGCGGGAGGGGGAGAAAUGUUUAAUUCCUGGUACUCAGGUAACGCAGACUGUACGCUACAUGCCCAAACAUAAAUCUAAACAUGUUACAUGAGUGGGGCUAUUCUGUUUCAAAGUUGUGGGGAGAUAUGAGAGGGAGAGAGAGAGAGAGAGAGAGAGAGAGAAAAUUGUUAACUUCAAAAAUAUUAUAAUCUAUUGAUAAUGCCAUUCUGCUGGAAUCAUUACAUACUAGUUGUUUUCUUUCAAUUUAUAAUUGCAAGUGUUUCACUUUUUUAAUUAAAAAGCAUUAUAUUCACUUCUUGACAUUCAUUCAGUCAGUCUCCUAACAGGUUUCCUUCCCAAACCUUUAAUUCAUUUUAGGAGGAGAGACACAUGGUUCAUUACCUUUUUAAACCAUUUUUGUUAGUAUUAGAGGCACAAUUUUAAGCCAGGUACAAAAGUGGACAUUACUGUUUUUAACUAGUUUAGCUCUCUAAUUUAUUAGCAGUGAAGCUGGUUGUUCUGCUGGAAUUAGUUCAAAGGUAACCUUGCUCUGUUUUACUUGGUAUUUCUUUAUUUCUGCAGUUAUAUUUAGUGCUCUUCCAAGGUGGCAGAACAAGUUCAAUACAUGCUCCAUUGACUUGACCUGUAAGACGAUGCAGAAGUUGUGUAAGCACUGAGAAAGGACGCUCCCUUAGAGGUACAACAAAAUGAAGCUAGUUUGAACCUGAGACCCCCAGUUUUCAACCAGCUGAACUACUGCUAAGGCGCAACGUGAACUCUACAAGCCAGAAACAAUUUGGGUUUAUGUACAGACGCCUCUUUUAGACUUCACAGUCAGAUACUCAAAUAUGCGGAACCCUGAGAGACAGAUACUGUUUAAUUCAGUGAGUCAUAAGAGCCUGGCCAUUUUGAACAUCAGGUCAAGAGAAAAGAAAAAUAAAGAAAGAUGAAUGUUCCCAUUGAAGUCAGUGGGAAGGUUGCCAGUAUUUUCAGUAAGAGAGGGAUUCUGGCCCAUUAGUAGAAAUGGAAAUGUUUCAGCUUGUUAAAGAAAAAGGUAAAAGAAGCUAAUACGAAGCUGGAAAGAGGGCCGUAGUGUCUCAGAAUGUAAGUGUGCCAAGGGCCAGGAGAAUUGGGUAGGUAUCCAGUUUCUCAUUUUUGUCAUUUUUAACCUGUACUGGCUUCUUGACAAGGCCAGCAGACUGAGCACUCGCCAGGGAGCUGGCAGCUUCGCCCCGGCCUCCUGUGAUUUCUUUGCAUAGCUGCGGCGAGGUGCGGGGAGCGGUGUGCCCGCGCUGCCACGGACCGGGCAGACGGACCGGGCAGACGGACCGGGCAGACGGGGCUCCGCACGGACCCGGCUGUGCUGUAGCCAGCUGCCAGAGCCUGUCCUUUCCUGGAGACUUCAAGCCAGCAGGGGGAAACACACAGAUUUGUUUAAUCUGACUUUUUUUUUCUUUCUUUUUUUUUUUUUAAGUUAACAAGUCUCUCUCUGCAUGUUUGACCUCCCCUUGUAAUUAACACCUCUUAAUAUCUGUGAGUUUUGUAGGUCUUUAUUAACAUAAUAUUCAACACGUUCCAGGUGGGUACGUGGUGCGUGGAUGGCUAGACUGCCUACCUACCAUACUUUCAGGUUCUCUUACAUUUUGCAAGGUACCUGAACUUUCUUUCCUUGCUAUGGUCCUUGAUAUGGUCCAGCCUAUCUCUAAUUUUUUUAUUGUGAUUAUUUUUGCUCACAAACAAGUGUCUAAUUAGGUCUGCAACAGCCCUAGUAUGAGUACAUAAAGUUUAGCAUUUUAAAUAUCUUUCUUUACUGCAAGUUUAAAUAGUUGUACAGAUAGUUUAUAAGCACAAUAUUUUAAGAAAAUAAGUGGCUGGUCUACUGGGCAGCCUUUGUGCCACUUCAGUGCUAGAAAGUUAAAAACAACAAAAACUUUUGUGGUUUAAUACUAUUUCUGUGGAAUAAUUAUAAAGUCUUGACCUUUUUAAAAACCAACCUCAUUUGGAUGCAUCUGAACCAGCAGAGCUGUGUUAUAUUUUCUAUCUUUGCUAGAACUUCUACAAAGGAGGAUGAAUAUUUCUUCAAAAGCGGUUAUAGUUACCAAUGCAUUGGAUACUUAUAAAAAGCAACGUAUUUAGCCUCCUGCCCCCUUUAUGGAACAACAGAUCUUUUGACUUAACAUCUGUUACUACGCUGUAUUUGUACUUGAAAGCUCCAAGUAACCUUGUAAUAAAAACCAAGUAGUAAGGCAUUCUACUUUUAAGAGUACUGAAUUUUUCCAUAGUUAUUGUAGAAAAUGACAGUCUCAUUCAGAUAGUCAAUACAGGCAACUUGAGGCCAUCAAAUACUUUAAGAAGUGUAAAAAUGGUAAUUUAGCCAUCAUUGUCUUCCAUUUGGUGAUAUGACAGAAUUCAGUAAAUAAACCACUAAUGCCAUGCUCUUUUUUUUUCUUUCUUUUUUUUGUUUGUUUCUUUGGGUACGGUUGAUAUUACCUCUAUAAUAUGUGCCAGAAAAUACAUUAGAAAACAUGGUAGUAAAAGAAAAUGUAGAAGUUGACAUUUAAGCUGCUUUUUAAUCACAACCUUAUUGUUGAAUUUAAGUUUAACGAGUGCUGACAUACACAGUAAAUUACAGUUGAUGGUAACCCCUUUCUUGAACAGGUGUGUUUCUUGCUCAUGUAUCUUUUCAGGUACUGAAAGAAUAGGUACUAUACAAUUAGUAGAAAAGAGAUUUAAAACAUUAAAGAGCUAAUGAAAUAGUUUAUUUUUACAUUGUGUCUUACAAACUAAACAUAGUGAGACCUGAAAGGACCUACUUUUACCAAUAAAAUGCACCUCUGCCAAGAUGAAUUGGUCUCUAGCUUUGUUUGCUGAUUUUGCUACAGAAAGCAAUAGUAACAGAUACAACAUUGCCUCCGAGUAUUUUCAUCAGUCUGGAAAUGUUGGGGAGGGGGGAGGAGAGAAGACCCUAUAAUUUCAUGCUAGUAUGAUAGUGAAAAAACACGUUGUUAGAGAUCUAUGAAAUACGUUAUGAUAUUCUGGGUUUUAGGAUCAACUUUUGUUUAUAUACUGUAAUUUAAAUAAAUUGCAUUUACAUGCCUAGUUUCUGUAAUAUUUGUGUAUACAAUACCAAAAUCUUACAAGAUGUAAAUUGUGUAUAACUGCACAGACUCCUUUCCCUGGGUGUCUGAGAACAUUUUAAGUUUGAUUCAUAUAUUAUAAAAUGACUAGAUGUGACUGUUGAUUUACAGAAUUUACAUAUCACAAAAGUUAAUUAUUUGUGGUACUUAAGUUAAUAAGAAUAGUGAUUUUUUUUUUCUUAGUUCUUAAAAAGCAUUACCCAGUUGAUCUGGCGAUGAUUAUGUGUGUGAGCCACAAAUAUUGAUAAUUUUUCCAUUACAUUUUUUCUUUUUUUUCUAGAUAUUAAUAUGUUUCUCGCUAUAGUUUGUGUAACAACUUGUGUUCACGUUAUCUAUGUUGCUGUAAUUUUUGUGCUUUAAUUCCUCUUAUUUCAACUGAUUAAAAAUCAAGCUCCUGUAACUUGCACUUUUCCCCAAUCCUUAAUACUCUUGUAUGGCAACCAAAAUUACUGUAAGAAAUAAAUAUAAUAUUGCACUAA
Molecule: messenger RNA, 12410 nt
Organism: Dromaius novaehollandiae (emu)
Lineage: Eukaryota; Metazoa; Chordata; Aves; Casuariiformes; Dromaiidae
Gene: SHANK2
Product: SH3 and multiple ankyrin repeat domains 2
Exons: 25
Coding region: 3223-8712 (1829 amino acids)
Cellular component (GO): postsynaptic membrane; postsynaptic density; dendritic spine
Molecular function (GO): ionotropic glutamate receptor binding; synaptic receptor adaptor activity
Source: RefSeq, a predicted model, not a curated record